GCCGGCGCCAGCACACCAGAAGGCAGGAUGAGCCAUCGAGAGACGUUUUACCUGCUUAACGACACCUUCUCGGCAACUCUUGCACCCAACUUCCUCUGUACGGUCGUGGCGUCCAAGUCGUCACCACGCACAGUUUCAGCUCCUUUUACGCCUGCCGACCAUCCGGCCACCGCGCUUAGCGACCCUUCAGCGGCGCUGGCUCAUGCUCUUCCUAUUCCUGCUACAAUUUCUCAACAGCACACUCCCCCUUUCUUCGCCACUGUCACCAGCUCCUCGCUGUAUACACUUGACCAAUUCCUCAGUGCCUACUGCUCAGACGCACCUCGCGCUCAAAUCCACAAGCUCUUCGACCUACCUGCCGACGCUCCUGGUGCGGCAACUGCUUCCAUUGCCGUCCGCCAGUACUCUCUCGAUAACCCCCAGAUCUACUUUGAACGCUUGAUACAGGACUCGCGUCGUGCAAAGGACGUCCGGGCUCUGCUGAACCAGUGCUUACCUCGUUACGCGUACUUUGUUACAGGGUUUAUUACCGUCACAGACGCUGCUGCUCAGCCCAAUCGCUCGCCGUUUACAGAGACUCUCCGCUUCGCUCCGCCGUUUCUCCAACUUCCCCAUCACCAAUCGCCGUACUUCCACGAGCAUCUGCGCGCACGCUUCUCUCACGAGCACAUCUUUGCCGUAUCUUACGCCGUUGUCAAGCUGUCUACCUCACAAGGCUCCUCGUCUAAAGCCGGAUCAACCAUGCCACCCGACUUUGGGCGCCCGACUCGUGCCAACGGCACUCACAUUGCGUCUGCUUCCCGCACCAUGGAGCACUGGACGAACGAGCAGACGGCUCGCUCGGUGCCCUCUACGCCUCUUACCGCUUCCGCUACACUUGCGCACGCUGCAGUCAGUGCUGCCUCGCCUGCCAGACUGAUCCUCGACGAAAAUGAGCCUUUCUUGCGUGAGCCCAGCACGGAUGCGCUGUUCUUCCAUAUCCCCAAAUCUUCCUGAGAAAAUCUCCAAAUGAGUGCGAGCCUGCCAAUCACCGGUCUCGGGCUCCCCCAAAUGACGCCAUGGUCCCCUGGGAAAGCGUGGACCGGGGCCAUACAAAUCCUUUCAGCUGAGAGAGAGCGCCUCAUCUCCUCACUCACCCGCCUUUUUGUCUCGUUUUUUGCUGGGCCUUGCAUGCACCCACCGGCGCUGAACCCACCGGAGCUGUCGGCAGGCCACGCCAUUUUUCCCUCUGUCCAAGGCUGAGCGCGCUCUGGCACCUAAUUGGGCCACCACUACCAACUGAAGUAGCUUUCCGUGUGGGGGCCAAAUUCUAGAAGCUUGCUGAGCAAGCACCCAUCUCGAGCAUUUGGUCUCGGGACCGGAGUUAAACAUUUUAUGAAUUCAUGACCUUGAUGGUGGGAUUCCCUUUGGCUGAGCUGGCAAGGAUCCAGAUCUGCAAAGGGAACUAGGUAUAUAGUAACGACCCUUAUGAAAAGUAGAUAGCUAUUAACUAAGAAAAAUUGUUCUAUUUUGUUUUUUU
This is a messenger RNA of [Torrubiella] hemipterigena, 1519 nucleotides long. Lineage: Eukaryota; Fungi; Ascomycota; Sordariomycetes; Hypocreales; Clavicipitaceae. The record is from the annotation of a GenBank genome assembly.